Messenger RNA from Magnolia sinica, 513 nucleotides. RefSeq lists its product as uncharacterized. Bases 182 to 394 code for a protein of 70 amino acids. The record is from RefSeq and is a predicted model, not a curated record. The transcript has a single exon. NCBI's taxonomy places the organism in Eukaryota, Viridiplantae, Streptophyta, Magnoliopsida, Magnoliales, Magnoliaceae.
ACAACAAGUUAUUUUCUUAUAUACUCAUCUCUCUCCCUCUCUAUCUAUAAGAAGAACAUCAAAACCUCCGUGUUUCUCUUCCUUUUGCCUCCAGAAGAAAACCCAAGUUUUCUCUCUCAAAGACGAGAAGAAGAAGAGAAGCUAUUUUGUUUUCUUGUUUUUCAUUCUCGAUUACAGAGAAAUGGAGAACAGAAGAGAAGGAGAAGAAAAAAGGGAAUUGGUUUUUCCAAUUCACAGCCAAGUGAGGAAGAUCAAGCAAGAAGAUGAGAAGAUCAAGGACCCUGAGCCAUCUCCACCGCAGCAGCCCGAUACCAGACGGGCAGUCCUCAGAGAGAUCACGAGGCAGCUAUCGCGAUCGCCACUCGGGCGAGUAAUCUCAGUAUGUGAGAUGUAGAUUUUGACGAAGAUGAUGACGAUGAGUAUGAAAUAUAAGUGGGGCUUUUGUAUAUAGAUUCACACCAUCCCCUUUUGUUUCGAAUAUGGGAGAUUGGAUUUUAGAAUUUUAGACUUCUC